Messenger RNA from Coccomyxa subellipsoidea C-169, 648 nucleotides. RefSeq names its product DUF1230-domain-containing protein. The transcript has 5 exons. NCBI's taxonomy places the organism in Eukaryota, Viridiplantae, Chlorophyta, Trebouxiophyceae, Coccomyxaceae. The record is from RefSeq and is a predicted model, not a curated record. The annotation marks the transcript as partial.
UUAGAAACUGCAGUACCUGUAGAUCAGCGUCCUGCCACGCAAUUGAAGGAACUCCGCGAAGCUCAACUCUAUUCUUGGGCAGUGCUGGAAACUCAGGCGUACCUGAAUAGAUUAGGUGUCCUGUUCCUGGGCUCCUUUGCGCUCUUGGGGGGGCCUAUUGCUUAUCAGACCUUCGAUCCCUUGAAACAGACAGCAGAGUUCUUCUUGAGUGGAGCAGUUGGUGCCGGUUUCGUGGUGUCGCUGGCUGUCCUGCGGAUAUACCUGGGCUGGAGCUAUGUGGGGGAUCGUUUGCUCUCCGCUGCUGUCGCAUAUGAAGAGACCGGAUGGUAUGAUGGACAGACAUUUGUCAAGCCACCCGAGGUCCUGACACGAGAUCGGUUGCUGGGCACUUAUGAAGUGAAGCCUGCUCUGUCACGCUUGAAGACCACCCUUCUCGGGACCGGGGGCGUUCUCUUGCUCAGCGGAUCUCUACUAUUUGGCUUGAUCGCCAGCAGUGCAGACACUGAUGGCGUCUACGGGAGGGGUGCUGCUAGGACCCCCCGGAUAGUCAGCAAUGAGGGCAUAAUCUACAGCAAAAAUGUGAAGAGCUUACAGGAUCUCAGAGGGGAUGACACAGCUGCAGCAGAGGAGGCUGAAGCGCAGGGGGGU